This is a messenger RNA of Ctenocephalides felis (cat flea), 573 nucleotides long. RefSeq lists its product as uncharacterized. NCBI's taxonomy places the organism in Eukaryota, Metazoa, Arthropoda, Insecta, Siphonaptera, Pulicidae. Bases 1 to 573 code for a protein of 190 amino acids. The transcript has 4 exons. The record is from RefSeq and is a predicted model, not a curated record.
AUGCAGGAGCACUUGCGAUUAGCUAUGAAGGGUGAUAUUUCAGACCACUCAGCUUCUGUUCAUCGAUGGAAAAUUCUAACCGAUCACUUGGGACUAUAUACUAUAAAAAAGCACAGUGACACUCAUUGGGAAGCAAGAAUAAGUAGUGUUAAAGCAGUCCGUUAUCAAUGGUCGAGAUCAAAUGCUCAUCAAGUUGCUUUGAAGAACUUGGACAUCCAGGCGUCUGGUCUCUACUCUUGUGAAGUAUCUCUCGAAACUCCCAUCUACACAAAAGCAUCCAGCGACCAUGAACUGACUGUUAUUAUACCGCAGUCGGCCGCUCCGCGAAUCACAUUCGGCGCCCGUGAGUACACAGUGGGCGAAUUGCUGGAAGCCAACUGCACGUCGGUGCCGGCCCACCCGCCUCCGCAUAUCACGUGGCUGAUCAAUGGCAAAAAGGUGGACGAAAAAAUGACCCGGACCUUCCCACAGCCCAUAUCUCUUGGUCACGUCGGAAAGGCGGGAACUCCAUUGCGACACCACAAUCCGCCGACGUCACCUCCUGCUCCGAUGUACGAUAUUGCUCCACAUUAG